Juglans regia (Persian walnut) is the source of this 825-nucleotide messenger RNA. Its product is annotated as protein FD-like. Gene Ontology annotation, molecular function: DNA-binding transcription factor activity. Gene Ontology annotation, cellular component: nucleus. Bases 49 to 825 code for a protein of 258 amino acids. The record is from RefSeq and is a predicted model, not a curated record. Gene Ontology annotation, biological process: positive regulation of DNA-templated transcription. The transcript has a single exon. NCBI's taxonomy places the organism in Eukaryota, Viridiplantae, Streptophyta, Magnoliopsida, Fagales, Juglandaceae.
GCGAGUUUGAGGUCAGGUCUAAAACAUCUGGCUCAGCUAUAGCACCAAAUGCUGUCAUCGACGGGAGGUCCCAGAGAAAGUACCUUCAACAAAACCUUAAACCUCAACAACAGAGGCUCAUCAUCAUCAUCAUCAUCAUCAUCCUUAAAAUCACUUUCAUCCACAUCUGCAACCUCAUCGCCUUCGCCAUUCUCAACCUUCUUCCACCAAUCCAUAAGAGCCACCAAAACCAUGGAAGAGCUAUGGAAGGACAUCAGUCUGGCUUCCCUUCCUGACCAAGAAACCACCCCAAGAAUCCACGAACGUCCCCACCCAACCUCCAACUUCCGCAACGUCAUCCUCCAAGACUUUCUUGCCCGACCCUUUAGCAAAGAUCACACGCCGGUCAGCCAAGUCUCCACCGCCACAGAGACGGGCACUCUCUAUGGCUCUGCCUCUUUGGUGUCGCCUCCAGCCACUGUUUUGAGCUUGCAUUCGGUUUCUGAAUUUCAUUUCCUUGAUAACUCUGACCCACUUAGGCCUGACUCCCAUUUACAGCCCCAAUCCAUUUCUAAUAUCUCUCCUUUCGGUAGCUCAUUUGAGGCUUUCGCAUCCACUACUGGCUUGCCGUCUUUUGGGAAGAAAAGAGUUCCGGAAUCUGACAGCAGCUCAGGGGAUCGGCGACAUAAGCGUAUGAUGAAGAAUCGAGAGUCCGCCGCCCGAUCAAGAGCUAGAAAGCAGGAAUUUAUUUCUCUCUUCUUCCUCUACUUCUUCCUCUUCUUCUUCUUCUUCUUCUCUUUUCUUAUUCGUAAGUUAAAUGUAUUUCCUGCAAAAUGCAUGAAAUAA